Molecule: messenger RNA, 1605 nt
Organism: Parastagonospora nodorum SN15
Lineage: Eukaryota; Fungi; Ascomycota; Dothideomycetes; Pleosporales; Phaeosphaeriaceae
Exons: 4
Coding region: 1-1605 (534 amino acids)
Biological process (GO): arachidonate metabolic process
Cellular component (GO): membrane
Source: RefSeq, a predicted model, not a curated record
AUGCUACAACCUCCGACUGCGCCCAACUCACGCCCGCUGAGUAUCAUGACGACGGGGACUUCGGCGACACAGGCGGACAAGACGGGGGAGACGUGGAAGAUGAGCGUCAACGAAGACAACUGCUGGGAAGACCUGAUCUUGACCCUAGAUGGCGGCGGCAUUCGAGGCUACUCCAGCCUACUCAUCCUCAAGCAACUCAUGCACGAAGUCGCCGAAUGCGAGCGCCGAUUACAAAGGGACGAAGGGCCCGUCGCAGGCAGCACACGGCAGAAGUUCGACGAGAACGAGCUCCUACCAUGCCACUAUUUCGACUACAUGUACGGCACAAGCACGGGCGGUUUGAUAUCGGUCAUGUUGGCGCGACUUCGCAUGACUGUACCGCAGUGUUUGGAUAUCUACCGACGCGUUGGUCACGACCUGUUCGGCCACAGGAGGAACAUUUUACCGCUGGCCACCAAAUACCACCAUAAGCCGCUGGAGAAUGCUGUUCGGGAGAUUGUUGCAGAAUUCUGUAAGAACCAUGAAGACUGCGAUGGGGAUGACUGGCAUCCAUGGAGCCCUGAAGAUGAUGAGCCAGUCGCAGCGCCAGCCAAAACACCAGAGAGCUCGUUGGCGAACUCAUCGAUGUGGUCCGCGACUGUAACCAAGCCCAAGAAGCCAACGGAGCGGAUGUGUCAGUCUAUCUGCCUCACGGCAACCCACUCUGGCCAGAUUGGCGAAGCCUACCUGCUUCGAUCCUACAACCACACCUACGACCAGAACACUUUCCCACCAUGGGCCUUGACAUACAACCAGGGCGCAGACAAGCUGAAGAUAUGGCAGGUCACUCGAGCCACCUCAGCAGCGCCAUUCUACUUCGACAUGCUCGUGGCAGACAUUAAGAAUGAACGAACGGGCUACAAAUAUGAAAAGGUUGGCUUCAAGGAUGGCGGAAUUCGCGAAAACAAUCCUUCAUUUGCGGCAUACAGCGAACAUGGUUCUAUGCACGGGGACGACUCUGAACCAGGACUUCUUUUAUCAAUAGGUACAGGCCGGCCAAAUACCGAGAACGACGGUUUUGCUGCGAUAUGGCCGGGCCCUCUGGGGAAAGUCAAGCUUCUUCAGAAGUGGAGCGAAAAGUUUGCAGUCUUCAAGAAUGUGCUCUAUACAACCAGGGGUGAGCAUCGGUGGUACAAGCGACUAAACGUCGACAAAGGCCUGCAAGAUCUCAAGCUCGACAAUUGGGAGAAGGGCUCAUGGACAAACCCCCAAACUGGCAAGACAGAAGUCGUCAACGGAGGCCGAACACUCUCGCGUAUGGAAGCAGCUACAGAUGCAUACCUCUCCAGGAGUCACGUGGAGAGUCCUGGCGGCUUCAAAGAAUACCAGCCACCUAAGAUCGUCCUGCAGCAGGUGGCUGAGCGCCUGGUCCGACACCGCCGGCUGCGCGAGGCAACCAAGGCAGACAACUUGAUGCGCUGGCAGACACACAUGGGCCAGUGGCUCACUGGCGAGCUCAAGCCGGAGGAUGCCAUGGUUGCCCACCCUGAGCGCAAGGAGAAGAAAGCAUCACGAAACAAGGAUGCCAAGUCGCGAUCACGGCCUGCGACGCCUCCACGGACCUGA